AAAUAAGGCGACGGCGAAUGAAAUAAAUAAAGCUCCGGCCGUUUUAGAAGCCAGCAGACUUUUGACAGGUGCUCAGACGGUCGCGGGAGCAGGAGCGGGUCCUCUGCAGCAGCUGUCACCGCCAUCGGACGCGUCCAACUCGAGUGGCCUGGAUGUAAAACGGGAAUCAAGGCCGAAUCGGCGUUUAUAUUGACAGCCCGUUAAAAAAAACCGUGCGAUGUAAACAGGGUGCUGCUGCUGCAGCGGCGAAGGCGGCUAGCUAAGCUAGCUAACUUUAUCAGCCGGAGAUUGAACUCGGAUUUUCCCCCCAGAGUGCACACCCACCGUGGGAAGGAUGAACGGACCUCAUUGUGAACGUUCGCCGAGCUAACAAGCUAACCAGCUGUGCCGAAGUCGCUGCUAGGCAGUCACCGCAGUCCGCCGCCCGGAGAACUCUUAAUCCACCUAUAGCUUUACUACAAGCAUGGCUCAAGACGCGUUCCCUCUGCAUUUCCUCGUCUGGAACAAUCAGUAUCUGGAGCUGGAUCGGGAGCUGCACAAGAAAGAGCAGGAUGUGGAGCGCCUGGAUCCCAGAGGGCGCACCCCGCUGGAGCUGGCCGUGUGCCUGGGCCACCUGGAGUCCACCCGGGUGCUGCUCAGACACUCGGCGGACCCGACGCACUGCAACGCGCAGGGCUGGACCAUCUUGCAGGAGGCGGUGAGCACUGGAGACCCUGAGCUGGUGCAGCUGGUGCUUCAGUACAGAGACUUUAAACGUGCAACCGAGAGGCUGGCGGGCAUCCCGGAGCUGCUCAGCAAACUAAGACAGGCACGGGACUUCUACGUGGAGAUGAAGUGGGAGUUCACCAGUUGGGUUCCACUGGUGUCAAAGGUGUGUCCCAGUGAUGUCUACAGAGUGUGGAAGAGCGGCUCGUGCCUACGUGUAGACACCACUCUCCUGGGAUUCGAACACAUGACCUGGCUGAAAGGACGGCGCAGUUAUAUCUUCAAAGGUGGAGAUGAUGGGGCUCUGGUCAUGGAGGUGGACCACGAGAAGCAGGUUGUGUACACGGAACCUCUUGUGCUGUCGCCUCGUGAUGCACCCUCGCUCCUGGCAGCCAUGCAGCCAUCGCAGGAGAACACCGCCCAGAGACUGACGUCGCCCAUCGUCUCAACGCACCUCAACACACGCAACAUUGCCUUUGAACGAAACAAGUCGGGGAUCUGGGGCUGGCGAUCUGAGAAAAGCGAGGUGGUCAGUGGCUAUGAAGCCAAGGUUUACAGUGCUACCAAUGUAGAGCUAGUGACUCGGUCAAGGACAGAACAUCUAUCGGACCAGGACAAAUCGAGAAGCAAAGGCUCAAAGACUCCACUGCAGUCCUUUCUGGGAAUAGCUGAACAACACACAGCUCAUAAUGGGAGUAAUGUGUCCCAGUGCGCCAGUCCUCACAACCCCACAGCCAUCACUGCUGAGGAAUACUUCAACCCGGAGUUCAACCUGAACGGACGAGACAUCGGACGUCCUGUCGAGCUGACCAGCAAAGUCCAGAGGUUUAAGGCAACCCUAUGGUUGAGUGAGACCCACCCUCUCUCUCUGGCAGAGCAAGUGACGCCCAUCAUCGACCUCAUGGCCAUCUCCAAUGCUCAUUUUGCCAAGCUGCGAGACUUCAUUACCCUGCGCCUGCCUCCAGGCUUCCCUGUCAAGAUAGAGAUUCCCCUGUUUCAUGUGCUGAAUGCCAGAGUGACAUUCAGUAACCUCUGUGGCUGUGACGAGGCAGUCAGCUCUGUGACGGUUCACAAACCAGAGAGCUCUGAAGAAGCUGGUGUGUCUCCCCCUCCCUUCCACUGUGAGGUGGACCCCUCCGUGUUUGAGCCCCCACCCGACUACACCACUCUCGGUCCGGGCCGCAGCGAACCCAUGAGGGAUGAAGAUGACAACCUGCUGCAGUUCGCCAUCCAGCAGAGUCUGCUGGACGCCGGAACAGAGAGCGACCAGGUGACGAUCUGGGAGGCCUUGACCAACAGCCGCCCGGUGCCCCAGUCUCCACUGUAUGAGGAAGACUCUCAGCUAGAGAGGGCCAUCCAGGAGUCACUGUCCAUCUCACUGGCCAGCAGAGAGGGCGAUGACACCGCAGAUCCAAGCCUGCCCUCCUCAGUCUCCCCGUCAGACCCCUCUGCCAAUUCCCCGGUCUUAUACAGCACAGUGGCCGAUCCGAGGCUAUCGGGACAGUUUGGUGUAGCAACGAGCUUUGACGAGCAGUUGCGUAUUGCCAUGGAGCUUUCAUGCAGGGAGCAGGAGGAGAUAGACAGGAAGCGAAAGGAGGAAGAGGAGGAGCUGGAGAGGAUCCUGCAGCUGUCACUCACCGAGAAGUAAUGUCACAACACAAGCAGUGGAGGCUAGUCUUCACUGGGGAGCAACCUUGUUAAUUUAUUCAGUUUUAUUUUCUAAAUCCUGAGGUGUCGUUGCAGGUAUUUUAUUUGUUUUCUUCAUGCAAAGGCUGCUACAAGAGAGUAAUGUAAGUAAUGUGAAACAAGUUGAAGGCAUGAAUGUGAAGAAAACAAGUACUCUGAAACACUACAGUGAAGAGGGAGCGAGGCUUUGUUUUUGUUUUUAUUGGAUAUUUUUCAGUCUUGCUGUCUUUAUGGAGUGAUGAAUGAUUCUUAAACUUUAAACCUAUAACUUGAUCCAUGACAUUGAUGAAAAAUAAGAAAAGAGAUCUUAAUGGGUAACUUAUAAAAAAAAAUCUGAUUAUAAUAUUAGAAACUAUUAUGUUGGCUUACUUCUAAGUGUGAAAAAUAAAGGACUAUCAUCCUG
Molecule: messenger RNA, 2794 nt
Organism: Betta splendens (Siamese fighting fish)
Lineage: Eukaryota; Metazoa; Chordata; Actinopteri; Anabantiformes; Osphronemidae
Gene: ankrd13d
Product: ankyrin repeat domain 13 family, member D
Exons: 17
Coding region: 464-2353 (629 amino acids)
Cellular component (GO): cytoplasm
Molecular function (GO): protein binding
Source: RefSeq, a predicted model, not a curated record